Messenger RNA from Centrocercus urophasianus (Greater sage-grouse), 3809 nucleotides. It is a transcript of the gene PKNOX1, whose product is annotated as PBX/knotted 1 homeobox 1. Gene Ontology annotation, molecular function: RNA polymerase II cis-regulatory region sequence-specific DNA binding; DNA-binding transcription factor activity, RNA polymerase II-specific. Bases 215 to 1525 code for a protein of 436 amino acids. Lineage: Eukaryota; Metazoa; Chordata; Aves; Galliformes; Phasianidae. Gene Ontology annotation, biological process: regulation of transcription by RNA polymerase II; angiogenesis. The transcript has 12 exons. The record is from RefSeq and is a predicted model, not a curated record.
UGCGCGGUGACGCGCGUCGCGGCGGUGCGGGUCCCGAUUGCUGCAGCCGCUUGUCAGUGUGACGAAGAUUGGCACCCAGGUUUCUGUUGUGCACCUGGUACAUCAGUGGGACUCACUCUGCUGGAAUGAGAUAAUGGUGUCCUCAACCCACUGAAGGAGAAGGAGUAUUUGUUUGUACUGAUGAUGAUUUGAUGCAAUUAACAUUUUCUUAACCAUGAUGGCAACACAGACAUUAAGUAUAGACAACUAUCAAGAUGGACAACCGAUGCAAGUAGUAACAGAGUUAAAAACUGAACAAGAUCCAAACUGCUCUGAAACUGAUGCAGAAGGGGUGAGUCCUGCCCCUGUAGAAUCUCAAACUCCAAUGGAUGCAGACAAGCAGGCCAUUUACAGACACCCAUUAUUUCCAUUGUUAGCACUGUUAUUUGAAAAAUGUGAACAAUCUACACAAGGAUCGGAAGGCACGACUUCUGCAAGUUUUGAUGUAGAUAUUGAAAAUUUUGUAAGGAAGCAGGAAAAAGAAGGAAAACCCUUCUUCUGUGAAGAUCCAGAAACUGAUAAUCUGAUGGUAAAAGCAAUCCAAGUUCUUCGUAUUCAUCUGCUUGAGCUAGAAAAGGUUAAUGAGCUUUGCAAGGACUUCUGUAGUCGCUACAUUGCCUGCCUGAAGACAAAAAUGAACAGUGAAACUCUAUUAAGUGGAGAGCCUGGAAGUCCUUAUUCACCCGUGCAAUCUCAGCAAAUGCCAAGUGCCAUUGCAGGCACGCUCAGUCCCCAAGGGAUUAUGGUGCCAGCAUCAGCAUUGCAGCAGGGAAACGUAACUAUGGCAACAGUAGCAGGAGGGACAGUGUAUCAGCCUGUUACUGUGGUCACUCCACAAGGCCAAGUGGUGACGCAAGCAUUGUCCCCUGGGACUAUUCGAAUCCAGAAUUCUCAGCUUCAGUUGCAAUUAAACCAAGAUCUAGGCAUCUUGCAUCAAGAUGAUGGCUCAUCAAAAAAUAAAAGAGGAGUUCUUCCCAAGCACGCUACAAACGUGAUGAGAUCUUGGCUAUUUCAGCACAUAGGGCAUCCAUAUCCAACAGAGGAUGAGAAGAAACAGAUUGCAGCACAAACAAAUCUUACACUACUCCAAGUUAACAAUUGGUUUAUCAAUGCUAGAAGACGAAUUCUUCAGCCAAUGCUGGAUUCCAGUUGUUCUGAAACUCCAAAAACAAAGAAGAAAACAGCUCAGAACAGACCGGUUCAGAGGUUCUGGCCUGACUCCAUUGCAUCAGGAGUUGCUCAGCAGCAGUCUAAUGAGCUCACUAUGUCAGAUGGUGCUGUUGUAACAAUUACAGCCCCGGUAAACAUGAAUGUAGACAGUCUCCAGUCCUUGUCAUCCGAUGGUGCUACACUGGCCGUUCAGCAAGUUAUGAUGGCGGGGCAAAGUGAGGAUGAGUCCGUAGACAGCGGUGAAGACGAUGGAGGAGAUCUCUCAACGACAAAUAUCAGUGGGCUGGUUUUGGAUAACAGCGAUUCUCUGCAGUAGGAAGCAUGAGAGUGUGUCACAACGUUUAGGAAAAAGAAUGGACUGACUGACUGUUUUUAUAGUUUGCACAGCAAACAUUUUACACAAGUUUUAUUUCUAAUAUGUUUUAUAUGUAGAUAUAGAAGGGUGCACUUUUUUGUAUUUCAUAGUAAGCUUAAAGAGUGUUUUUGCAGGUGCAGCAACUUCUUUCAAAUGUGGUUGUUUUGGUUUUUUUUUCCAUUUCAUUUUCUUAUUUCAGAAAAUAUUAUCUAGUAAUAUAAAGAACCACGUAAGCACCCCUUUAUUCUCUGAAUUGGAAGUGCUGCCAUUUCUAAAGAAUUAUGCAGUUUCAAUUAGUGCUGUUAUUUAACACGGCUCUUGAUGGGCAGGUGAUGUAAAUUUAAAGCAUGUGAGGAACUUGAUCGUUAAGUUUGAUGCGUGUAUUUGAAAGAUGCUUCUGCACCUUAAAAACUGCUAGUCUGAGGUGGACAGCAACACACACACAAAGAAAAAGGCCAUGUGUGAUUCAGUAGCGAAUGUAUGGCAACUUCAGUGAGUUUAGUUUCUCUCAUAGUCCAUGAGCCUGUUUAUCAUUUGCUAUAAAAACUCCUAUUUUUACCUUACCGGGAUUAUUGGAUAAAAAAAAAUAUUUUUAUAAAUUCAUGAGGAAUUGGGAUGACAACUGUAUUAUGCAGGAGUUUAAAAAAAAAAAAAAAAAAUUUCCAGAGGGGAAAAAUAAAUGUUUAGUAUUCCUAUUUGGAAGGUCUGAAAACUGACCAAAUUUAAUAAACGAGCCUACGGUAGCACUCUAUGAUUCUCAGCUAUCCUACAGUGAUAGAGUAAACGUAUAUUUGAUAAUAGCAUAAGAAGGGCCCACUGUUUGAUGGGGUUUUGAUAUUGUCAAACGUUGAUUUAUAUUAUGUGUAAUAUUCAAAUUCCAUUAACUCUGCAUCUAGACUUGUAUCUGAAGAUAUUUGCUCAAUGACUGUUCAGGUAAGUAAAUUCAAAUACCCACAACAUUUCCAGUUAUUGGAGAAAUUUAAGAGUUUAUAGUUUGUAGACCCGAUUCUGAAAAGUUAAAAGUUGUGUACUGCAUCAUUAUGAAUUUUGCUAUCACUCCACUGUAUUGAAAAUAUUUUCCCCCCACUACAAAAAGAAAUAAUUUAUGGGUUUAUAUAAAAUUUCCUCAAAUCCGAAGGUCGCCACCAGAGUAUACAGCAGGCUUUAUUAGAGUAGAAGAUCCUUGUAUGUCAUUUAAAAACGAAAAACUAGCAAUGAAAAUAUGUUUUGUGGUAACAAUUAAUUUCACCCUGUCCCUCUCUUUUCCCCCCCCCCCUCCAAAGUUUGGAGUCUCUGUUUAUCCGUGAACACUUACUUUUGGAACUUUGUGUUUCGAAUAAGACUCCAAGAGUCACGGUAUGCUCAAUAUUCUCAUUUUAACCCUGUCCCUUUGUCCCUAUGUUGGGUUGGAUCAAAGCCAGUAAUCUUUUCUCAUUAAAACCAAAUCUAGUUGCAUUUCUAACAUGACAGGGAAGAGGAUGUUAGCUUGCAGAAUCUUCAUUGUGUUUGAGCAGAACUCUGCAAAUAUUUGAGAACUUCAUUUCUGCUUUCCAAAAUACUCAGGCAUAUGCUUUAAGUCCCAUUGAUUUCUGUGGAAUUAAAGCCUGUACUUUUUUUUUUUAUAUGCUUAAAUGCUUGGAAGUAGGUCUUUAAAGACUGCAUUACAAGGCUAGUUUAAAUUGGUAUGAAAAAAAAACUCAGAAAUGCCAGGAUCGCUGGUACGCAUACAUGUACAAUAAUGCUAGUUUUAAGUGAUUGGUAGCUAUUUUGAAAAGCUGAUGUUGGGACUUAAUUAACACUCGUGAUGUUUCUGCAAUAGCUUUCGUUUAUUCCUGGCUGAGGAUUUUGCUUCCAAGUUCAAAUCCUGUAAUGAUCUGCUGCAGCUGGAGUGGUACCUUCUAAACAAUUCUGGUUUUCUUAAGUUCUCUGCUUUGCUGCUCGUGCACCGCAUUUGUUAAAGGUCAUAGCAAAUGGCUGACAAAAGAUAGCAUGACUAUCCCAAAAGCUAUUCUCAAAUCCAUUUGAACCCUAAAAUAUUUUACAAGACUGCUAUCAUGUACAAAUCACACUCCUCUGGAAACGUUCAACCUACUGCUCCUAUGAAGGAUGCCAGAGAUAACUAGAACCAAGAAACACAUCCUGUUCUUAGUCGUCUUUGUUUUAACUCCAGAAGCACUUCCCUUUAUGUAACAGGCUACGCUUUUGGUUUCUGUGAGGGGAUUAUUCAGCUGCCCUUGUUAAUAUU